AUGGGUCGCUCUCAGGAGCUCAGUGAAUUCAAGCGUGGCACCGUGAUAGGUUGCCACCUGUGCAAGUCCAUCCAUGAAAUUUCCUUGCUACUAAAUAUUCCACGGUCAACUGUUAGUGGUAUUAUAAUAAAGUGGAAGCAACUGGGAAGAACAGCGACCCAGCCACAAAGUGGUAGGCCACGUAAAAUGACAGAACGGUGUCAGGGAUUAUGGUGUGGGGUGUUUUUCAGGGAAAACUCUUAAGCUGUCAGCAUACCAAGACAUUUUGGACAAUUUAAUUCUCUCAACUUUGUGGGAACAGUUUGAGGAUGGCCCCUUC
This is a messenger RNA of Staurois parvus, 319 nucleotides long. The record is from the annotation of a GenBank genome assembly. NCBI's taxonomy places the organism in Eukaryota, Metazoa, Chordata, Amphibia, Anura, Ranidae.